AGCCUGCGUUUGACAGGUGGCAGCGCAUAAUCCUGUAAGUAAUAAAAUUUUCCGAUGUUUUUUAGGAGCAUAAUCCAGGAGCAGCAGAAGUACAAGGAAAACAGCACGACGUGAGGCGAAGAUUAAUAUUAAAUUUCUUUCAGGUGACUCAGUAGUCAUUGACUAGCACCAAACAUGCGUUUUCUUUAAUCAAAUCGGAGGCAGUUUGUCUAAAUUUAAAAAAAGAACUCACGUAGUCGGUCAAGCACGAUCCUUCUUAUGGACAGCGCCAUUUUUGUUGACUUGCCGCCGCCGGUGCUCACGAUGGACGCAAGCAGACGCCAGUAUUUAGAAAUCAGUCACAUUUCAAUUUCACACAAAAUAGCAAUCAAAGUAACUUCAUAUUGCUGGCUUUUUUUAGUGAAUAUGUAGGUGAUGCGUCCUUAGUUUAUUUCUUCUCAUAAGCCAGUAAUUUUAAGAAAAAUGUUGUAGUUCCCUGGCGCUGGCGCUAUCUGGUGACGAACUCAAAACGCAAUCUGCAUAAUGGUUUGAAUUGCGGGUUUGUAGGUAGUCCUUUCUGCACAUAUUGUGGUAGCGUUCAUAAGCACGACGAAACAAAUCUGUCAAGCGCACUAUCGGCUCAAUAAGCACAUUAAAUGCACGAGACAAUCUGCUUUCAUAUGUUUCAUUUUCCAUGGCAUGGGUGGACGGCAUCAUCGCCACUUCAGUCAAGCACAUCUUGCUACCUCUGAUCGCGAUCAGUAUAUGCAUCAAAUACUUGUUACGUGAUUACCGUUCGAGACGCCUUCGACUAAAUGCCUGGUUCACGCAUUUCGUUUCCGCGAGAGAGACGGGUGCAAUGCUGGAAGCCAAAGAGCUGCUGUUCAGAAAACUGCAAGCCCUGGAAUCUCACGACUGGUACCUAAGAAAUUUAGGCAUUAUACGAAUGUUGGAAAUAGGAUGCGGUGCGGGAUCAAAUCUGACGUUUUACCCCAGCAACUGUCACCUGAUCGCCGUCGACAAGAACCCGUACAACGCACCCUACUUCAGGAAGAAGAUACGUCAAUUGCAAGUUCUACUCGAAAUGUAUCUGGUGCAGGACGGUGAACUGCUAAAAGAAGUUCACAGUUCUCAUGUGGAUGCUGUCGUAUCAACGCACGUUUUAUGCGGAGUCGACGAUUUGGAAGCCGUACUCAAGGAGAUCUGGCGUGUUCUUGCUCCUGGUGGAAAAUUCUUUUACAUAGAGCACAUGAUACACGAGCCUGCCAACUGGAGGCGCUACGUGCAGCUUCUCGUCGGCCCCUUCUGGAAGCAGGUGUUCAACGGAUGCAGGAUAACGCGCGACCUGCACGCGUCCCUUCACGAAUCUCAGCUGUUCUCUUCGGUUUCUCAGUGCAAAAUAUACAGCACUCGUGGAAAGUUCCUAGGGGUCUUCCUCAACCCUGUCCUUGUCGGAAUUGCGACAAAAUAGCCACGUACAGGACUCAGGAUGUUCGCGUUACUACAUAAGGGCAUUUUAAAGCACAAGGCCGUGAAAGAUAACACUGAAAAUGAGCUUUUUUUAAAUCACCACCCGGUAGCACACUGAAAUUGCAGCAAAUAUAGUACUAACAACAUUGUUACUAAAAGCAACCAGUGGUCAAAGUUGUUCUUUGCUAAGUGACAUGUUUUUUUAUCUCUUGCAUUGUUAACAUAUUUUGCAUAUUUUCAACAAGUUUAUUUUACCUGGUAUUUUGUGGUGCUUGUUACAGUUGCACCCCUCUAUGAUAACAAAUUUCAUCGAGACGUUUUAGCGUACUCAACCUACUCGGAUACUGCAUAUUUUAUGGCACGCCUCUUUUUGCACAUAAAGGUUAGAUUGUAGUACAUGGUAAACAUAUAUUUUGCACUGUUAAAGACUGUUAAUCAGCGCACAGUUUUUCUUUUGCACAAUAGCCUUCUUGAUGCUACUACUAUAUCACGCUAACAACUCUUAAUAAAGUGUUAUAAUAGCAUGUGCCCGCCUUUAACAAUGUUACGUUCGCAAGUAAUUACGAGGAGCAAUACUUCAAAGUACAGUGAAGUGCUAUAACAGGUAGAAGAAUGUUACUAACUACAAAGACUUGACCCUACCUCCGAAGGGGCAUAAUGGGACCAGUUUUGAUAGGUAGUAUGUUUGCUUGAGACGUAAAAGUUCCGUAAAGUGUAAGUUGUGAUGUUAGGAUUGUUUUAGAAUCGUCAUAAAUGUGGUACUUGA
This is a messenger RNA of Ornithodoros turicata, 2215 nucleotides long. RefSeq names its product thiol S-methyltransferase TMT1A-like. The coding region runs from base 674 to 1450 and encodes 258 amino acids. The record is from RefSeq and is a predicted model, not a curated record. Gene Ontology annotation, molecular function: S-adenosylmethionine-dependent methyltransferase activity. Lineage: Eukaryota; Metazoa; Arthropoda; Arachnida; Ixodida; Argasidae. The transcript has 2 exons.